Messenger RNA from Arabidopsis arenosa, 1215 nucleotides. The record is from the annotation of a GenBank genome assembly. NCBI's taxonomy places the organism in Eukaryota, Viridiplantae, Streptophyta, Magnoliopsida, Brassicales, Brassicaceae.
AUUCACACACAUUUUCCUUUUUUGUUGUUAAAAUAUUCACACAGAUUUUCCUCCACAGAGUGAGAGAGAGAGAAAGAUGCCGAUUAGCCGGAGAGUUCUGACGCCGGUCACAGCCGUUCCGGUUAUCUUAGCCGUCCUUUGCUUCUUCUUCUGGUCAUCAAUCAUCGGGCCGGAAAAUAUAAAGGGCACGAAACACGUCCUUCAAGAUGCUAAGACCAUUCCUCUUCCCGCCGAUGGACCAGAGAGCUUAGAGUUCGAUCCACAAGGUGAAGGACCUUACGUUGGCGUCACCGACGGUCGCAUUCUCAAAUGGCGCGGUGAAGAACUCGGCUGGGUCGAUUUCGCCUACACUUCUCCUCACAGAGAUAACUGUUCGAGGCAUGAGGUAGUACCAAGUUGUGGAAGGCCAUUGGGACUUACUUUCGAGAAGAAAACGGGAGAUUUGUACAUAUGUGAUGGUUACUUUGGACUCAUGAAGGUCGGACCAGAGGGAGGCUUGGCCGAGUUAGUUGUUGAUGAAGCCGAAGGUCGUAAAGUUAUGUUUGCCAACCAAGGAGAUAUAGAUGAAGAGGAAGAUAUAUUCUACUUCAAUGAUAGCAGCGAUACAUACCAUUUCAGGGAAGUAUUUUACGUGUCUAUGUCCGGGACAAAGGUUGGAAGAGUAAUUAGAUACGAUAUGAAGAAGAAAGAGGCCAAAGUUAUUAUGGACAAACUUCGUUUACCAAAUGGUCUAGCUCUAAGCAAAAACGGAUCGUUUGUAGUCACAUGCGAGAGCAGUACGAACAUUUGCCAUAGAAUAUGGGUCAAAGGUCCCAAAUCCGGAACCAACGAGGUUUUCGCAACGCUCCCUGGUUCCCCUGACAAUAUCCGGCGUACGCCAACGGGCGAUUUCUGGGUGGCAUUACAUUGCAAAAAGAAUUUGUUCACUCGUGCGGUUCUGAUUCACACUUCGGUCGGAAGGUUUUUAAUGAAUACGAUGAAGAUGGAGACUGUAAUCCAUUUCAUGAACGGAGGAAAACCUCAUGGAAUUGUCGUGAAACUCUCUGGAGAGACGGGAGAGAUUCUUGAGAUACUUGAGGACAGUGAAGGGAAGACGGUGAAGUAUGCUAGUGAGGCUUAUGAGACAGAAGAUGGAAAGUUAUGGAUCGGGUCCGUGUAUUGGCCGGCCGUUUGGGUUUAUGAUGCAGCGUAGAAUUAGGAUAAUUCCUAAUUAUU